CCGUCUCCCCCCCCCCACUCUCCUUGCCCCAUCGCCUCUCGCUUGUUGCCUUGCCCGCGCGCCCGGCGCCCUCUCCCCCUCCGCCGUACGCGCCUGCCCCCGUGCUCCCCCCUUCUGUUCGAGGCACCCACCGAGGAUGGCCUUUCGUGUGCCACCCCCGCCCGCGUCCGUGCACGCACCGCGGCGGCGCCCGGCGCAGGAGGCCUCCCGCCCGGCGGUGCCCGGCGCCGAGUCCGACUCCAAUGCCUCCACCUCCAAUGUCUGGCGUGGCAUGGUGUCGACCUUGAUGUCGGCUUUGGAAAAUGUCGCAACGCUGGACCCGGCGGCCUCGGGAUCGCCUCGACCCGCCGGUCGACCGCCCCUGGCCCCGGGUGCCCCUGGGUUCGAGCCUCGUGUGUCCAGCUUGUCCCUCUCACCCGGAUCGCCAUCCGUCGGCCUGUCUAGCCUGGCCCUGCACCCGCAGUCGGGCGCCUCGUCCAGUGGCGAACUAUCCGAGGAUGACGGCUCCGAGACAGCACCGGGCCGUAGCCGGGCCUUCUUCCGGUCAAUGCGUCGGCAAAGCACCAGCCUAAUCGGCAACAUUGUCCACGCACCACAGUUCAUCGUCAGCUCCACCAGUCAGCGUCUGUUCAAUGCUGGAAAGCGGGACUUUGCCGAGACUGUCGAUGUUGAGGCUGCCGGUCCGGUCACUGGCACCCUGUUGGACCUACACUACUCGCCGAUGCCCAAUGCAGGCACCGGCAUGAAUACCGGCACCGGCUCCGCGCAACUGCCCGCCAGCCCCAGCCGCCCUGACCGCCUGACCGAUGACCUGAUCCUGGCAUCACCAGCGAAGCGUCAGCGCAAUCAGGACACAACGUCCGCCGGUCGCACCGGCUCCUCUCGGCCACAGUCACGCCUCUCGCGCCUGUCACGGCACAUCACACACUCGCUGGCGGCCGUCGGUGGGGGGCUAACUCCCUCGGCCGGGCACCCGGUCGGCCUGGGCGUCGCCCCCACCUCCUCCGGAGCCCCCUCCCGCAGCACCGAUCCCGCCGGCGGGUCUUCCCUUCAUCUGCAUGGGCUCCCGGGGCUGGGUUUCACUCGGCGUCUGCUGUCCUUUGACAGGGGCACCACCAUCGCCACUGAUGUCGCUGGCAGUGCCGCCAUCACCGGCACGGCCAUCUCGACCAUGGGUCCUGCCGACUCGGAUGACGACUCGGAUGAUGAUCUGGACGACUUUUCCAUCGACUUCGCGCUGCAAGAGACGCUCGAUCUGGCCGCGCGGGGCCUGCUCGAUGAUGAGGCCCUCGGCCUGCGCAUGGCCCAAAUCAACCAGCGCGCGCGCAGCCGGCGUCUGGCCCGCCGCCCGCCACCUGGCCCGCUGGCCGCCCCGGCUCCGGCCCCAGCCCCGGCCCUUGCCCCGUCCGCCCCGCGGACCGACCAAUGCCUGCUGAGCUUCUCGCCGAUGCUCAACACCCGGUCGGUGGCAUUCCCGCCCUCUGCCGGGCCCAUGUCCCCCUCAAUGGGUCUCUUUGAUCCGAUCACCUCGGCCAGCUCGGCGCCCAGCGUCUCGUCCGAUCUGCUGCAAUUGGCGGAUGUCUUCUCAACGAGUUCGACCAGCUCGGCUCCAAUGGCAUCCGGUGCCUUCCCCACCGGGUCCGAUAUGCUGAUUGACUUUUCUUCGCCCCUCCCCUGCCGGCAGCCCCCAGGGGCAGAGGCCGGCCCGGUCACACAUCAGCCGGCUCCACUUUUCGAGCCAAUGGCCAGUAAGCCCCCCGCCUUGACUGCUCCAGCUUCUCCCGCGGCAGGUGCCCCGGCUCCGCCGCCACCGCCACCGCCACCGCCGCCGCCACCGCCGCCGCCUCCGCCUCCGCCUCCGCCGCCUCCGCCGCCCCCUGGGCUUGGCGGGGUCACGAUGCCCAUGUCCCCGGGUUUGGAUUCGCAGAAUUCCGUGCUUAUGAUGAAGCGCUUGCAGCAGCGUCUGAAUGCACGUAUGGCCCGGCGCUUGGCACGUUCUUCCAACCGGAAUGCCGAUGAGGUGGAUAAUGGCGACGAAGCAAAGUACCGCAAUUGGGUGGAGAUCCAGUCCCGCGGGCGGAAGAUCUCCAUCGAAGCCUUCGAGGAAAUGGCCCAGGCCGAGCGCUCACAUGUCUUCUCGGCGGCCACAAUUCUACGCGACGAGAAGUUCAACCCGUCGUCUGUCGGUCUGCCCCGCCUCUCCGAGCUGGUAUUGGUCUUGCAGUCAGCAUCCAGCUGGUUUGCCGGCGGCUCGCGCGAACUUGCAACUGUUGUCCCUGGCUGGGCCAAGAUCGAGUCGCGCCUGGACGACCUGUCGCAGUUCAUCCAGGUGUCCAGCGACAUGCAGGCCUUCGUGCAGUCAAUCCUUGGCGGAUCCUCACUUGGCGGGGAGUCGCUCAUGGUCAGCACCGAGAGUGCGGGAUUCAGUGGCGCACUGUACACUCUGUCGGCUGGCUCCUUUGGCACGGCUCCCGGCUCCGGUGGCGCCCCUGCCAGCAGCGCCAAUCCCGGCGCCGACCUGUCGCGCCUUUCCUCUCUGUUGACGGCCAAGAUCCAGCGCUGGGGCGAUGCAUUGGCCACCUCCGCCGCGGCCUGGCGCGACAAGCAGCUCCCGGUGGCUUGCUCUUCUCUGUCACUCACACGCCUCAGUGUCGACAGCGUUGUCAUCGGGUGCCUGGAGCAGCUGGCCGGCCAUGCGGCGCGCGUGCUGCAUGGAUCGACCGCCGGGCCUGGUGUCCUGGCGCAGCUCGCCAUAGCCAGCCCCGCACCCGGCUCCGGCGGCGGCGGCGGCGGCGGCGGCUUCGACCCUCUGGCCACUCCUCCACCACCGGGGGGCGUUACCCGGCUCGCUUCGCCCGGUCUCCCGAAGAUCGAUGUGCACCUGCAGCGGCGCUGCAAUGAGCUCCUGCAGCUUUUGGCCAACAUCAUCAGCGAUGUCGGGCAGAAGUAUCACCAAUUGGUGGGUGCCCCGUCGGCUGCGGUUUGCCAUUACCUGCUGGGGUUCGCCAUUUCACAUAUGCGCCUGUCGCUGGCCCUCUUCGAUCGACACAUCGCCCUGCGUGGAAACACCGCCCGAGUGAUGGCGCACUUUGACCAGAUCCUUCGCAUGCUGGCCCCCAUCCGCCAGGUGUGCAAGCCUUGGCUCGAUGGGGUUGGCCCCGGGACCGCGGUGGCCGGCUGGCAUGUUGAUUGUCCAGGAACUCUGGCGCUCCUGCGCGGGCGCGACAAUCCGGCUGCCACUCUCGAGGCGGCUGGCUGUUGCUCCGGAUGGUCAACCACCAGCGCCACAUCUGACGGCGAGGCAUGCUGCGGCCGGAAUGGCCUGUGUACCGGCACCGCCGGCCCCGAUGCCGGGGAUGAGGCCUGCGGCGGGGCCGACACCUUUGCCCUGCUAACGCGACUGUUGGCCGGUUCUUGUGGUGACAUGGCCGUGCGUUUGCUUCAGCUCCCCGGCCCGCACAUUGAAAGUGAGGACGAGGAUGCCGAUGUGAAUUGGUUGACCGCCGGGCCGGGGCUCAGCCAGAUGAUUGAGACCUUCUCCUCGGCCAUGACGGAUUCCUGCCUGCGACUUUGCGAGUUCGUGACAAAUCCCCCGGCGGGGUCUUUCGCCCAGCAGCACCGGCUCCUGUCUCCCACACGCGGCACCGGGGCCGACGACAUUGCCAUCUGGCUGGUCUUCUGUGUGAAGUAUGUCAACCAAAUCAUGCAGCUUGGGCAGAUGGCCGGAGCCUUGGCGGCCGGCCGCGUGGGGGGUUCUCGCCGGGGUGGCGGCACCUCGGUCGGCUCCUCCGGAACCGACGCCACCAUGGCCCCAUCGGAGAAUGAAGCUCGCAUGGGGAAUAUGAUGCGCCAGCUGAUGGCCAUGGAGAACCUUCUGCCAACUUGAGUGGGUUCCCCCCCCCCCCCCCUCCCCC
This is a messenger RNA of Fonticula alba, 3914 nucleotides long. RefSeq lists its product as hypothetical. NCBI's taxonomy places the organism in Eukaryota, Rotosphaerida, Fonticulaceae. The record is from RefSeq and is a predicted model, not a curated record. The transcript is spliced from 7 exons. The coding region runs from base 137 to 3886 and encodes 1249 amino acids.